AUGGCUAAAGGAUUAGGAAUUGAAAUUAUGAUAACACAUUUUCUUAGGAAAUUUUGUGAUCCAUCACAAUUAGUUUUAAUUAUUAAUUCUAAACCCUAUGAAGAAGAAUUAAUUAAACAAUUAUUAUUAGAGAGUGGUUUAAUUAAAAUUGAAAAUUUACCAAAAUCAAUUACAUCAACUUUUACAAUUAAUGAAAGAGUUGAAUUAUAUAAUCAAGGUGGAUGUUUAUUUAUUACGAGUAGAAUUUUAAUUGUUGAUUUAUUGAAUGAUAAAGUACCAAUUAAACAUGUUAGUGGAAUUGUAGUGUUAAAUGCACAUGAAAUUACUGAUAAAUCAACUGAAUCAUUUAUAUUACGUGUUUUUAGAUUAUCAAAUUCAAUGGAUGCUUUUGUUAAAGCUUUUACUGAAAAUGCUGAAGAAUUAACAAAAGGUUUUUCAAGAAUGGAACAAUUAAUGAGAUUAUUAUUUAUUGAUAGAGUUGAAUUUAAACCACGUUUUGAUUUGGAAGUUUCACAAUCUCUAAUGAAAUAUCAACCAAUUGUAAAGGAAAUUAUUGUACCCAUGUCACAAAAAAUGAGAUUAAUUGAAAAUGCUAUUAUUGAUAUUAUUACAACUGCAAUUAAUUCUUUAAAAAAGAAUAAUCCAUCUGUAUGUUAUUAA
Molecule: messenger RNA, 660 nt
Organism: Naegleria gruberi
Lineage: Eukaryota; Heterolobosea; Eutetramitea; Acrasida; Naegleriidae
Exons: 1
Coding region: 1-660 (219 amino acids)
Biological process (GO): nucleotide-excision repair involved in interstrand cross-link repair; double-strand break repair via homologous recombination; resolution of meiotic recombination intermediates
Cellular component (GO): nucleotide-excision repair factor 1 complex
Molecular function (GO): single-stranded DNA binding; damaged DNA binding; single-stranded DNA endonuclease activity
Source: RefSeq, a predicted model, not a curated record